Messenger RNA from Menidia menidia (Atlantic silverside), 5214 nucleotides. The record is from the annotation of a GenBank genome assembly. Lineage: Eukaryota; Metazoa; Chordata; Actinopteri; Atheriniformes; Atherinopsidae.
CGGAAGGCAGGAAUGGGAACUUCGUCGAGGGCAAAUAGUGAGCCAUUUCUAUCUUGUUAAAAAGAAAUAUGAUAAAGAGAUUGUAUCACAUUUGAAGUGUAUGUAGGAUUCCUUAGCUAGACAAAAUGGAUGAUUGUUAUCGAGUGCUUCAUAAGUGAAGUGGAGCUAGCCUUAGCUUAGCUCGUAGCUACCCAGGGCCCACUGCCUUCGAUUUUGUCUCUCGGCUCUGCCCGGGACUGUGUUGUCAGUUUCACAAUCCCAGCCACGACCUACCUCGGGACGCGAUUUCUGCGUAGGCCUGUCCAGUUGCCGUUAUUCUUGACAUUUAGAUAACUGUCCGUUGUCAACGUUUGCCACAGUUUUCCUCCGGAUUUUGCGUCUCACGUUACGAAAAGGACGAUGGCACAUAUUGAAAUAAGGACUUAGACCCAGGUUUUGAGAGAUGCCGUUAUCAGAAUCUUAGGAAUUAAUGUGACUGCACUUGGUGUUUGCCCCGUGAGGACAGACCUGCCACCAUGAAGAGUGAGGUGCCCACUGAGCCCACCGGCCGACAGGAGCACCUGAAGGAGCCACUGGUGAACCCAGAGUCCGUGGACGGAGCCAAGAACUACUCCAACAACGUGGAGGUUAUUGGAAAGGCUGGCAGCGACUUUGAAACCCUGUGCGAACCCAGGCAUCGGGCCCUGAGGGACACGGGCACCCACAGAGACUCAGAGCGGAGCCUCCCUGGCCGCAGAAAAAGAAAAGGCCAGCAGGCAGGGCCGUCUGACUGCUCGCUCAAGGAGGGCCACAUUAGCGAGAAUUCCCUGGCACCUCAGCGUCCAAGAGUAGAACUUUUACAGCAUCCGAGUGAGGAUGAACAUAACCACGAGUCCUCUUUUAGUGACUGUGCCUCCUCUCCUUCGUCAAGCCUGCGAUUCGGGGACUCGGACACUCUCAGCUCUGACGACGAUGGCGAGGCUGAAGCAACAGGGGGCCAACACAAGGCUCCUGCCCUGACAACGGGAGGAGCCGCCGGGGUUGGCCUCCGCCCUAGUUUGGGCCGGACUCGGGGGAAUCGCUCUCAUAAGUGGGUGCGAGCCGAGGCUGAGCCCGUGCUGCUGAAGCGGCCGUGCCUGAGCAGCCGGCGGCCUCUGCAUAGGAAACGCUUUGUUAAAACCGCUCCUGGAGGAGGUCAGCGGACUCAAAAGCAAAAGAAGCGAAUACAGCUGCAGCGGGAGAAACGGGAAGUGAUAGAACUGAGGAAAUAUGCUCUGCUCCAUAGCACCAGUAGUUCCAGCGGAGAGCUGAGUAGUGACUCGUCGUCCCCUUCUUCUACUGAAGCAGAGGAUGAGCUGUAUGUAGAUGUGAGCAGCACCAGUAGCCAGCCCAACAGUGCUACUGUAGCCACAGGUGCUCUAGAUGAGGAUGUGGUGGUGAUUGAGGCGUCUCCAGCUCCAGCACCCGCUAUCCCUGCGAGCGAAGAGAUCAACGUCACCUCCACAGACAGCGAAGUCGAGAUCGUUACGGUCGGAGAUGGAUUCAGGUCACGCUCAGUGGGGGGUCUUGGCAGGAUUUGGGCCAGUAGUUGCUCCCAGAACCGUCUUCAGGAGCCACGUGGACGUCACAGACUCUCCACAGUCAUCCAGCCACUGCGUCAGAGUGCCGGGGAGGUGGUGGACCUCACUGUGGAUGAGGAUGAUCUCUCAGUUGUGGCAACCACCUCUGGCAGUGUUCACCCUCAGACAGUCAGGUCGUCAUCUUCGUCAUCCUCCCAUCAUGCCUCUACCUCAGAGCUCAAUGAUGCCCCAGGUCCUUCCACAAGCUGCUCAGGUUCAAUGCCUGAAAGUAUGCACACACAGAGACCAAGUGGCUCUGCUCGCACAGCCACAGACGACGACAGCAGAGCAGGUUUGUCAGGUGCCGCCGGAGAAAACACGGGAACAGCCAUGCCCAGACUCCCAUCCUGCUGUCAGCAGCACUCCCCGUGCGGAGGCCCCUCCCCCGGUCACCUGUCCCUGAGCCACUCCCACUCCAGCUGCUUGCAGGCGUCCUCCUCCCAGCAGAGCGGCGCCUCUCAGCACGGCCACAGCACCACCCACCAUUUUCUCCACCACGUCCACCACCCCGCGCCGCAGCCUCCGGGCACCGUGCCCUUUCAAGAGCCCAGCUGCCCCGUGGAGCGGCCCAACGCGCUGCCCGCCCCCUGCGCCAGAGUCGGGGGCAGCGGCGACAGCAGUGGCGGCGGCAAUGCGGCUCACUACCACGACCAGCAAACUCUGCCAGUGGACCUGAGCAGCAGCAGCAUUCGCGGUGGUGGAAACAGCGGGGCUAGUUUCCAUGGCAGCACAUCAGCCUUUGACCCGUGCUGCCCAGGCUCCACCUCGCGGCCUCCUACUUAUGUUUCCCAUGCCACCCCUGGGCCCAGCCAGCCAGCUGUGAUGGAGUCGUUCAGCUCCACCUUGGUGGCUCAGCCACAAACGCAGCCCCAGCCCUGCAGACAUUACAUGCAUCCAUCUUAUGGCUCUCUAACACGUUCCCUGCAUCAUCAGCCCUCCUCAGCCUGCCCUCAUUCCCAUGGGAACCCCCAGCUUACACCUCAGUCCGCUCCUCAAGGCGAAUUUCUCAUUCCUCACACCUUUCACACACCACUGCCAUCCCACCCGUCGGGUCAUGCCGUGCCUCCAGCUCCUCCCCCUCCGCUGUCCGGCCACCACCUCUCCACUUCAAGUGCCCCGCUGGCCCAACACCUUCCCACGGACCACCAGACCCUGUCGCACCACAUGCCGGCUCUGGGGCCUUCGGUGCAGAGGCUCCAUCAGCACGAGAUGCUGCAGAGGAUGGAGGUUCAGAGGCGGAGGAUGAUGCAGCACCCUACGCGAGCACACGAGCGUCCGCCUCCCCACCCUCACAGAAUGCACCCCAACUAUGGCCACGGACACCACAUCCAUGUGCCACAAACUAUGUCUUCCCACCCCCGCCAGCCGGAGCAGAGGACAGCAUGGGAGCUUGGCAUCGAGGCUGGAGUACCCGUGGCACCGUACACUUCAGGGCACCUGCACUCCCACCUGCCCCACUACCACCCUCCCCCAAGACUGCACCACUUCCCCAUCCCCUUUAUACACACUGGCAUUUCUGAAGUGACCUACCCGCACAUUAGGUACAUCUCAUCGAGAAUGACUGGCUUUGGAAGAACCUACGAGGACCUGCUGCAUUUAGAGGAAAGACUGGGGACUGUGAACCGGGGAGCCUCUCAGGUUACCAUAGAGAGGUGCACCUACCCACACAAGUACAAAAAAAAGGUGUUGGAGAGAGACAUUGACCAACAGUUAACCCCUGAAGCUUGGGCAUCUAUUGGGAAAAAUAUGCACGCAGCCCCAGAAUCGAGAAAGCUGCAUGGAAAGCAAGACGAAGACGAGGGGGCAGAUGAAGACACGGAGGAAAAAUGCACCAUCUGCCUGUCAAUACUGGAGGAGGGGGAGGACGUCAGACGCCUGCCGUGUAUGCACCUCUUCCAUCAGCUGUGUGUGGACCAGUGGCUCCUCACCAAUAAGAAGUGCCCCAUCUGCAGGGUGGACAUCGAGGCGCAGCUGUCUGCCGAGAGUUGAUGCUGUUUUUUUCUAACACCCCUAUUGUUUGUUCAGAAUUUAUUUUAAGAUCAUAUUAAUUUUCUCUUCAGUACCGCAGUCAACCAAAGAUGGCAUGAAUUACCUGCGCAGCUCUACAACGAGAAAAGAAAAGAGAAAAAAAACUUAAAACACCUGACAAAAAAAGAAAAAAAAAAGCAUCGAGCCUAGAGUGCCAGCUCUCACGUGAUACUACAACAGCUAGAAUUCUCCAUUAAGGGUUUAAGAUUUUAUCGUAUUUAUAAAGCUUUUAUGUAGCUUUCGAUUGUUUUCUCAAGUGUCAUUUUCUUAUUUCGUUUCUCUGCAUGUUUCCUCGCAAUGCAUUUCUUUGCACAUAUAACGUGGGCCUAACGCGGCCUAACAAGUUGCAGGUGAGGGUAGCUGCUCUAGUAAAGAUGCAUUUCUGUAAACCUAAUGCCUUGCUUUACUAGAAUAGAAUGUCAACCUCCAGUUUUUUAAACAAAAAAAGAAAAAAUAAACAUUGCAGGAUUCAUUUUACCAAUCAUUGUAUUGAUUAGUUUAUGUUUAGAAGAUGUGGAUUGUUAGUGAAAGCUGUUUUUUUUUUCUUUUUUUUUUUUUUUCUAAAGUAAAUCAAGACAUUCCUAGCUAGGAAAAUAUGUUAACAGAUCAGCUGCUGUAUUAGUGCACACCCAGUAUUUCUAGAGUGGAAAUAAACUCCAUUGUUCACCUCAUUCCCAGAAUAUGCACAUGCUUUGCCACGAUUACAUCACGUCCUGCACCUUCAUUUGACUACGACACCGUUACCACCACCAUCUGAUGUAUUUUUAGAGAGCAAGAAAAAGAAUGUUGCAUCCCUCUCUUGACUGUUCUUUCGAUACUGAGCGAUGGUCGGGAACUGCUGUGAAUCUUUUCUUUUUUGUUGGAGUUCCUCCCUGCAGACGGGCCUUCGAUGCUUAGCUAGGUUUCUGUAAGUUGAUCUCAGGCCUUCAUGUGUUUAAAAGAUUUCAUACGAGCCUGCAAACUGGGAUCAUGUUCAUUUGAUACAGGCAGUUGCAUUGACUUUUUAAUCUCCUGUCUGUGUGUGUGUGUGCGCGUGUGUGUGUGAGCGAGUGAGAGUGUUCAGAGGGAAAUGCACAGCUCAAGUUGAGAAAAAAUAUCUACUGUUUGUUCUCACACUUCAAACCAUUUUUCCCACCCUCCCUUUUUGUCUCUCUGUAGUUGAGCAGCAGCGUCCUGUUUGUUGAUGCUGUGGAAAGUGAAACACUAAUACUGUUGACUAACUCACUCGCAUAGACUUGCACAAGAGAGAAAAAGGCAGGAGAACAGUCGUGAAUAUGACAGUACGCUGAGGCCAUGUAUUUCCACUCUGAUGAAUACGGAAAAAAAGAAAAAGGUAUUUUGAAUGGAGUGUUGAAAUGCCGUUAUGAAAGCAGGUAUCCAUGCAUUCAUUGACUUACAGGCACCAGGAUCAUAUUCUGUGGGAUUUAUAUUAGUUUUGAAAAAUAAUAUUAAUAAACUUGGAUAACUCUUGAUGGAGUCCUUUGCUUGAUGUCCUUUUUUAAUUUUCGUCCAACACAGAUGUUGAGUUUUCAGGUGAUGUACAUUGUCCCAUCUCACCCUGUCCAAAUUUGUUUUCUAAUAAAUAGAG